This is a messenger RNA of Arabidopsis arenosa, 4592 nucleotides long. The record is from the annotation of a GenBank genome assembly. Lineage: Eukaryota; Viridiplantae; Streptophyta; Magnoliopsida; Brassicales; Brassicaceae.
AUCAUCUCAAUUCUGAAGAAGUGACACACUCUCAAACGAAAUGGUGGUUUUGAUUUCAAGUACAGUGACGAUUUGCAGAGUAAAACCAAAGCUUGAAGACGGAAGCUUUCGCGUUAGCCGGUUGAUACCCAGACCCGAAGUUCUAUUUUUCUCUGGCUUGAGUGAUGAGAAGAAGAAGAAAUGUGCAGUUUCGGUUACGUGUUUAGCUGUGAAGAAAGAACAAGUUGUUCAAAGCGUGGAUAGUGUUAAAGGGACGAUUUUUCCGAAGAAAGCAAAAAAUCUUAUCAUGAGCGAAGGAAGAGAUGAAGAUGAGGAGUAUGGGAAGAUUAUUUGUCCAGGUUGUGGGAUUUUUAUGCAGGACAAUGAUCCAGAUUUGCCUGGAUUUUAUCAGAAGAGAAAGGUCAUUGCAAAGAACUUGGAAGUUGAUGAAGAGGAGGAAGAUGAUGAGCUUGAUGGGUUUGAAAUGGUUGAUGAGGAUGAAGAGGAGGAGGAGGAGGAGGAAGGGGAAGAUGAUGAAAUGGAUGAUGAGAUCAAGAAUGCAAUAGAAGGUAGCAACUCUGAAAGUGAGAGUGAGUUUGACUGGGAAUCAGAUGAGUGGGAAGACAAGGAGGAAGUGAAUGAUGUUGAAUUGGAUGGUUUUGCUCCGGCUGGUGUUGGAUAUGGUAAUGUCACUGAGGAGAAGGAGAAGAAGAAACGGGUUUCGAAAACAGAGAGGAAGAAGAUAGCUAGGGAAGAGGCAAAGAAAGACAAUUAUGAUGAUGUGACGGUGUGUGCUCGUUGCCAUUCUCUGAGGAAUUAUGGCCAAGUGAAGAAUCAGGCUGCAGAGAACCUCUUACCAGAUUUCGAUUUUGAUAGGUUGAUAUCAACUAGACUGAUAAAACCGAUGAGUAAUUCCAGCACUACAGUUGUAGUCAUGGUUGUUGAUUGUGUCGACUUUGAUGGUUCGUUUCCCAAACGAGCAGCCAAGUCUCUGUUUCAAGUGCUUCAAAAAGCUGAAAAUGAUCCUAAGGGUAGCAAAAACCUCCCAAAACUUGUGCUUGUUGCAACAAAAGUAGACUUACUCCCGACACAGAUUUCACCAGCUCGGUUAGACCGAUGGGUGCGCCACCGUGCCAAGGCUGGAGGAGCGCCUAAGCUGAGUGGGGUUUAUAUGGUUAGUGCUCGCAAAGAUCUUGGUGUUAAGAAUCUGUUAGCUUACAUUAAAGAGUUGGCUGGUCCAAGAGGAAACGUGUGGGUUAUUGGAGCUCAGAACGCGGGGAAAUCUACUUUGAUUAAUGCCUUAUCCAAGAAAGAUGGUGCAAAGGUCACGAGGCUCACGGAAGCUCCGGUUCCUGGAACAACUCUUGGAAUAUUGAGAAUUGGUGGAAUAUUGUCUGCAAAGGCGAAGAUGUAUGACACUCCCGGCCUUUUGCAUCCCUACCUUAUGUCCCUGAGAUUGAAUCCAGAGGAGCGGAAAAUGGUAGAGAUAAGGAAGGAGCUUCAACCUCGGAGUUACAGAGUCAAGGCAGGACAGUCAGUUCACAUUGGUGGCUUGGUCAGGCUAGACCUCGUUUCUGCUUCAGUUGAAACAAUAUACAUUACAAUAUGGGCAUCACAUAGUGUUUCAUUGCAUCUAGGAAAAACAGAGAAUGCCGAAGAAAUAUUCAAGGGCCAUUCCGGUUUACGCCUUCAGCCACCAAUUGGAGAGAACAGAGCGUCUGAAUUAGGAACAUGGGAAGAGAAGGAGAUUCAGGUGUCGGGAAAUAGCUGGGACGUGAAAAGCAUAGACAUUUCAGUGGCUGGUCUUGGCUGGUUAUCCCUUGGUCUCAAAGGUGCAGCAACACUAGCAUUAUGGACUUAUCAGGGGAUUGAUGUAACCUUGAGAGAACCGUUGGUUAUUGACCGCGCACCAUUUCUUGAGCGGCCUGGCUUCUGGUUGCCAAAAGCCAUCACCGAAAGAGCUGAAAUGAAGAGAAAAUGUAGGAUUUGGUUGCCUAAGCAGCUCGCAUCAACUGAUCAUUUAAGUCACAGUCUAUUGUUUGGGUGGUUCGUUUGCCAGUCCUCUUCUUGUCUUGACGUUGUUGUGGCCUUUAUCUCUGAUGAAAGCUCCUUGUCCAAUGCCGGAUCUAAGCUCCAAGACGUACUUCGUGAAACAAAUGAGAAGAUGCCCUCAACUUUACGGGAUAAGGCAGCGUUUACUCUCCUUGGUCGUUAUGAUAUAAGCCGUAAUGCUAAUGGAAACGUAUCAAAGAUUAUAACAGACAAAGAUAUGUGCAGCAAGGCUGGAUCAUAUUGCAAAUAUAGUGGCCUCAGCUGUGGUUGUCAAAGGGUUGAUGGCUUGUUAGAGGCUUUCAGGAAAGAUUCUAUGAGAAAUUACUGGAUUCAAAUGGUGCGUGAUUCUGCAGAGCAUAGAAUUAUGGAACUCCAUUCAAGUUCUAGAUUGCAUCAUAUACACUGGAAUGGGGAGAUUGUAUCUCAAUGCGAUGUCCACGUCAUAGUCUAUGACACUCCAGUGUUUGGUUCUCACCAUUUCUCGUUAAGCUUUUGGAAUUCUUCUCCUCAGACAAAAGCUCCUCUUAAGAAACCCAAAUGGGUUGAUGAUCUUCACAACAGGAAACCUCUGAAUGAAAUGGAAACUGUGAUUCUUUCCAUAAAUUGCGCCUCAGCUGCCAAGAUUGCCUAUAAGAAGAUAUCCACGCAGCUGGAGACUUCUUCUCAGAACUUUUCCAUUUGUUACUUGAUAUCUUCUUUGACAUGGCGGUUACUCGCCACAAUUUUAGGCUCUUUAUCAAGUUUGUAUUAUAGCCUUGCGCAAUUCUUCUAUUUAUUUUCAAGUUUUCCGAUUUUCUCAUGGGUGCACAUCGCAUCGAGGAGGGUACUCAAGAAUACAUGGAUCAACUUCAGAAUACGCAGUUGUCAGAUCUUAUAUUGGCCAAUCUUCCUAGAAGAGAAUGACAUGAUGUCCAUAUCCUGUGUGGAACAUGCAGAGAAAGCUGCACUGCAAAGACAUUCUACAUGGUCGGCCAUGGCUGUCGAUCUUGUUUUGGGGAAUUUGAUUGGUCUAGGUCUACUGUUUAACACCGAAUCUGUCUGCUCAUUUGUAUUCGACUUUGCAAAGGAGUUUACGAAUGGUAUUUUGCGGUCUGGUAGUGUGUGGUUGAUGGGAGUUCCAGCGGGUUUUAAGUUAAACACAGAAUUGGCUGGAGUUUUAGGCAUGGUAUCUCUUAAUGUAAUACAGAUAUGGUCUACUCUCUGGGUCUUCAUGGCUUCUUUCAUCUUUUAUUUGAUAAGAGUAAUUGCCAUCCUUGGAAUUACUUUUGGUGCCACAGUAUCUGCCGCAUUUGUCAUAGAUGUUAUUACUUUUGCAACACUUCAUAUAAUGGCUCUUCACUGGGGAAUCACACUUGUAUAUUCUCACCAAAUUCAAGCUUUAGCAGCUUUGUGGAGGCUUUUCAGAGGGCGAAAAUUGAAUCCUCUACGUCAAAGGCUGGACAGCUAUGGUUACACUGUGAAGCAACAUGUAGUGGGAUCUCUUCUGUUCACUCCUCUAUUACUUCUCUUGCCAACAACAUCAGUUUUCUACAUCUUUUUCACCAUUACGAGCACUACAAUCAACUCCAUAUGUAUGUUGAUUGAAUUUGCCAUCUCCGUCAUCCAUGCAACACCAUAUGCAGCGGUUUUGAUUUGGCUUGUCAGGCGUAAACGAUUCCCUUGUGGUGUUUGGUUUGAAAUGGAACACUAUAGAGAGCAUAUCCUCAAAUCCUCAACUGAUGUUUUCGAAGAUGCAGACUCCAAAAGUCUACUAGAAGAACAUGAUACUCCUGAUCUAAUAGUUUCCAAUCUUCGCAGCAAUUUUUUAACCUUAGGACAGAUUCUUUUGCCUCACUAUACAACAAUAUUUUCAGGAAUAUCAGCUUCUUCUCUGACAACAUCAGCUCGCGGAGUCCUCAGUGGGAAAAGAAUGCCAUCAAAACUGGGGCUUGAUCUUCCUCCUCCAAGGCCAUGGAUGCACAUGCCAUUGAGACAGUACUGGAUCCUAUGCCAUAAUUCCAUCAUCUCAUCAGUGGCAAAUGGUUAUCCUCCGGAAGGACCACCUAAGGACGCUUAUCCACCCAAGGUCGACGCUUAUCCACCUCCGGGACAACCCUAUCCUCAGCAAGGAUAUCCUCCCCAGAGUUAUCCUCCGCAGGGAUAUCCUCAACAAGGUUAUCCUCAACAAGGUUAUCCUCCGGAGGGAUAUCCUCAACAAGGAUAUCCUCAACAAGGUUACCCACCUCAGCAACCACAACAGAAACACAGUCCUGGUAUGCUUGAAGGGUGUAUUGCUGCUCUCUGCUGUUGCUGUGUCUUGGACGCAUGUUUCUGAGUGGAGUCUCUGCUUGAAGCUACAAAAUUGGUUUACCAAUGAUGAUCUCAUCUUAUUCUCUUUCGUUUCUUUACAGACUUGUGUUGUCGACUUUCUUCUAAGCAUUUUCUCUUAUUAUAUUAUUUGGAUUUUGCCAAUGGGAAUGUGAAUAGUUGGGAGACCCAAUUUAAUGUUGCACAUUAUUGGCUUUUACCUCUGCUUUUUCUUCCUAGUUUCAUCUAAUGUUGCACCGUAUUUAUUAAGUAUG